This is a messenger RNA of Callithrix jacchus (white-tufted-ear marmoset), 2545 nucleotides long. It is a transcript of the gene PLPP7, whose product is annotated as phospholipid phosphatase 7 (inactive). Gene Ontology annotation, cellular component: nuclear envelope. The record is from RefSeq and is a predicted model, not a curated record. Lineage: Eukaryota; Metazoa; Chordata; Mammalia; Primates; Cebidae. Gene Ontology annotation, molecular function: sphingosine-1-phosphate phosphatase activity.
UUUGCCCGAAGCUGCUGUCACACUCCUAUCCUUCUCAAAAUUCCAGGGAGUGGAGGCACCUCCAAGAGGCAAUCCAUUACCAACCGACUCCUUACCCCUCCCCCGAUGGAAAUCAAAGCUCAUGGAUUGUCAUUCGAUUGGACUGUGAUGCGCUGAAGCUGAAUUCAAGACUGAUUAAAAAAAAAAAAAAAAAAAGACAAGACCUGCCAGCUUAAUGAAUGCUCUCACAGAGGGAGGAGCUGGGCCUGGCCCCAGGGACCCAAGAUGAUGCUGUCGCUGACGUGGUUCACUCCAUCUGAUGCCCCUACAGGCCUCUGCCUGAGCUACAUCCCGUUUACAGGACCAGAUUCAAUCUGCUAGACCGCUGAGGCAGGCAGAGCUGGCUUGCAGGGGUCUGGACGGCUCAGAGGGAAGCCGGUAAAAGCAGGGUAAGUCCAGGUCCCACCUCUGCUCUGUCAGAGGCCAACGACACCGCCGAGUCCAGAGCAGCAGGAGGACUACAUUUCCCAGAGUUCCCCAAGCCCAGGGAUGAGCCAUUGGGCGAUUUAAAUAGCCCAGGCCCAAGGCAGCCAGGCCGCAGCUGUGGACUCCUCACCUCCCAGCGGCUCUGCUGGUGCAGGCCCCGCAUUGGAGGGCUGGAUUGGCUGCCCGGCUGGCACUGACGUCCCCUUGGAGCCGGGUGGCAGCGGAGAUAAACAGCCAUGUGCAGCCCUCCACCCUAUAUUUAACAGCUGCUGCGGAGAAGGCAGGGAGGCAUACACGGUGGCGGCUGUGGGGGCAGCUCUUGUCUUCGGGGAGAAGGCCCUUGGAGCCGGGCUGGCAUCGGGCCUCUCAGGGUGAGCGAGGUCACCAUGCCAGCUUCCCAGAGCCGGGCCCGCGCCCGAGACCGCAACAACGUCCUCAACCGGGCUGAGUUCCUGUCCCUGAACCAGCCCCCCAAGGGGGCCCCGGAGCCCCGCAGCUCAGCCAGGAAGGCCUCAGGCCCCUCGGCACAGCCCCCACCUGCUGGCGAAGGGGCCCGAGAGCGGCGUCAGUCCCAGCAGCUGCCCGAGGAAGACUGCAUGCAGCUGAACCCCUCCUUCAAGGGCAUCGCCUUCAACUCCCUGCUGGCCAUCGACAUCUGCAUGUCCAAGCGGCUCGGGGUGUGCGCCGGCCGGGCGGCGUCCUGGGCCAGUGCCCGCUCCAUGGUCAAGCUCAUCGGCAUCACCGGCCACGGCAUCCCCUGGAUCGGGGGCACCAUCCUCUGCCUGGUGAAGAGCAGCACACUGGCCGGCCAGGAGGUGCUCAUGAACCUGCUCCUGGCCCUGCUCCUGGACAUCAUGACGGUGGCCGGCGUGCAGAAGCUCAUCAAGCGGCGAGGCCCGUACGAGACCAGCCCCAGCCUCCUGGACUACCUCACCAUGGACGUCUACGCCUUCCCGGCCGGGCACGCCAGCCGCGCCGCCAUGGUGUCCAAGUUCUUCCUUAGCCACCUGGUGCUGGCAGUGCCCCUGCGCGUGCUGCUGGUGCUCUGGGCCUUCUGCGUGGGCCUGUCCCGCGUGAUGAUCGGCCGCCACCACGUCACGGACGUCCUCUCCGGCUUUGUCAUUGGCUACCUCCAGUUCCGCCUGGUGGAGCUGGUCUGGAUGCCCUCCAGCACCUGCCAGAUGCUCAUCUCUGCCUGGUGAAGCGCCCACCGGCCCACACAAGGCUCUGGGGGCAGGGCUGGCCCUAAAGAAGGGGCAGUGGGUGGCGAGGCAGCGGGCACAGGCGGAACAGAGCAGCCACCCCCAUGUCGUCCUCCCCUCCUGGUUGGAGGCCGGUGACCCCAGGCCGCCCCUCCUGGUGAUGAGCGUGUUCGGCAGUGCUGGGCCUCUUGCCCCUCUACUUGGACUCUGGGUCUUUCUAGGCAGCUGGGACCCACCCGUGGGGACAGCCCUAUUUAGCUUCUGCUCUGGGGACAGCGAAAACCAGGAUGGUGGGAGGGGGCCAAGUCUUGUCUUGUCCUUUCAUCGUCAUGACUGUUGAGUUCUUGGCUGUGCCCAUCAUGCCACAGCUUGACGCCUGUCAAAAUGCCCCCACCUACAGCCUGAUGCAGGCGCCAUAGCCAUUAACGGUCAUCGACGGCUUAGGGCAGCACUUUCCAAAGGGUGCCCCGUGGGACACCAGCCUGAGAGAUGCUUUUGGGGAAAAGGGAUUUUGUGGUUCAAUGACUUUGGGAAGUGCUUCUUGCUAAACCUUGUUGAACCCAUGUUUCCUAAAUUUAUUUGACCACAAGAACUCUCUUCUUGGGGAACAGCUAUUAACCCCCGAGGAACCACUGGUUCCUCCAGCGCAUUUGGGAGCUGCUGCCAGACAGCUGCAGGGCCUGGGGUGUAAGCUGACUCUUAGCCAGGGAGACCCGGUGCACAUGCCACAGCCCGGGGAAAGCACUGGCCACCGCCCGUGGGCAUCAAUGAGGCUUUGGCCCCCAGGGGCCGGACUCCGUGUGACCUAAUAGGUCGUUUCCAAGUCACCCGUUAUGGAUGUGCAUUUCAUGUGACAAUACAGAUGACAUGCAAAUGGC